Molecule: messenger RNA, 2070 nt
Organism: Clupea harengus (Atlantic herring)
Lineage: Eukaryota; Metazoa; Chordata; Actinopteri; Clupeiformes; Clupeidae
Gene: myo15b
Product: unconventional myosin-XVB-like
Exons: 14
Coding region: 224-1675 (483 amino acids)
Cellular component (GO): cytoskeleton; myosin complex
Molecular function (GO): protein binding; cytoskeletal motor activity; ATP binding
Source: RefSeq, a predicted model, not a curated record
ACACACCCAGAAGUGGGUGCAACACACUCACUCACACUCACAGAUGAACACGCCCUUUAAUACAGCUGUCUUGGACUUCAAACAGUUAUCCUGAAUUAUCUCCUUCAUUAUUUCCUCUUCUGCUCGCCUAUGGAUUCACUUGUCAUAGCUCUUACAACAGGAACACCCCAGAAGGACCAGACCAAAAACCGCUGUUAAAGCCCAGUCUAGUGCUCUGGGCACUAUGGAUGUUGGUAUGUUGGAGAUCCCUGCAGAGCUGUCUGCCAGAUUACGAAGUGCAGGAGGCCGACCCCAGGGGCCUAAUGUGACAGAGGUGGCUCCUCCACAGGUCAAAGCUGACCACAGGCUUUCCCUCCCCUUUGACAUUGACAGCUUCCCUUUCUCUCAAUAUGCAAACACAAAUUUAAAGGAUGGCUGGAGUCAGGGUCAGGGCAGUUCUCUCCAGAGGCCUCUCACAUCUUUGGACCCUGAAGACUCCCACAUAGCUUUGGAUAUCUACAAACUGAUUCUUAGGUUUGUUGGUGACACCCACUUGAAUGGUGGGCAUGAGGUGAUCCUGGGGAACUACAUCGUGGAGAAAGGCCAGACCAGGCCUGCCCUGAGGGACGAGAUCUUGGCUCAACUAGCCUACAUCACCUGGGGCCGGGAGGGUGAGGAGGGCGUCUCUAGGGCAUGGCUGCUGCUGGCCUGCUGCCUCAGUGCCUUCACUCCCUCUCCUGCACUGGACAAAUCUCUUCUCAAGUUUGUUUCAGACCGAGGUCCAGGGGAGUAUCGCUCACUAUGUCAGUACAAGCUGCUGACAUCCCUUCAGCUACCAGGUCCAGUAGCUAGACAAUACCCACCUACUCAGUUAGAAUGGACUUCCAACCAGCGCAGAGGGAAGAUGGUGGUGAAUGUGAAUACUUUCAAUGAUGAAGAUUUGAUGGCUGAAGUGGAUUCAUGGACCACAGGAGAGCAACUGGCUUCCUGGUUACUACAAUUCAGGGGUGCGCCAGAAUGUCCCAGGGGCUGGUCAGUGUCUUUGCUGGCAGAUGAGAAUUGGACAGACCUCAUUGGUUGUGACUUUGUUAUGGACCUGUUAGCUGGGGUGGAGAUGGAUGUCCCCCUGGACCAGUCCUCUUCUCGUCCUGAGUAUCUCUUCAGUAAUGACAGCUUGGGCAUGACUGAUCUGGAUGACUUCAUCCCCCCUGCUCCUGCCAUGCAGGCCCCUGGUCUACCCCCAGGGACCGGGGCUUCCUGGGACAACUAUUCACAAUUCGGUUCAUCACAGGCAUCUAGAGGACGGCCAAUGGACUCCUAUGUUGACGACCUCUUUGAUCAUGUGCUGGACCAGGGCCCUCCGGACCUGGAGCAAAUGGCCAUGCUGAACCGCAGGAUGAGGGGAGGGGGAGGCAUGUUCCCUGCAUCAGGAAUGCCCAUGAGUCCUUACAUGGGAGGCUAUGCCAACCCAAUGAUGCCAAACAUGAUGCCCGCCUCUAUGCCUAUGAUGCCAAACAUGAUGCCUGCCUCUAUGCCUAUGAUGCCAAGCAUGCAAUCCAUGAUGAUGCCAGGUGCCAUGCCUCAAACUACCAUGCCUGCGCCAGCAGUAAAUCCCCAGCAGAUGGCAGCCUCACAGCAAGCAUUCAUAAACCAGCAGGCACAGUUGAUGGUGAGCAGCCGCCCUCAGCUGGUGUAAUAGACAGAACUAGGGGCAUGGGCAUUGCAGUGAUACACAUUUUUACAUACUGGAUGUAUUAGAAUUUUCUAUUUGGUUGAAAAUCUAAUCGAAUGAAGUGGCUUUAUGUAAGGCUAUGUUUUUGUGGUAGCUGGUUGUUAUAGCGAUAUUCUAUGGUGCAAUAAAGGACAAAUAAGGACACAUAUCCUUCCUAAUUAAACACAAGAUCACCAGGCCCCCCAUCUCUACACACCACAUAGAACACAAGUGCAACCAAAUGCAAGUCCAAGUGCAAGUAGUCUUUGCUGAACAUCCAACACCAACAAACAAACAUGUCUCAAUAAAAAACAAGAGAAUCCACCAGACAGGGCUUGGGAUAUUUUACCAAUGAAGCACAACACUUGACAAACUAAAUC